CCCACCAACACUAGACAAGAAGACUCUUUAUAUAUAUCUCCAACGUAAACUCCUUUGAUCCCUCAGCUCCUCCCAAUCAAUUAAGAUCCCUGCCUGCCCAGAACCCAAAAAAAAAAAACACUAGAAAUUUAUAAAAUGGGUUUUGUUGUUGAGAAGAGAAUUGGAAGUGUGUUGGUGUCUUUGGUGAUGUUGAUGAUGUUGUGGGUUCCGGUGUCGAUGGGAGCAGUGUACAAGGUCGGAGACGCCGCAGGUUGGACCACCAUUGGCAAUGUCGACUACAAGCUCUGGUCUGCUACCAAGACCUUCCAAGUUGGCGAUGUUAUUGUUUUCUCGUACAACCCUCAAUUUCACAACGUGAUGCAAGUGACACAUCCUAUGUACCAAACGUGCAAUGCAUCAUCCCCUAUCGCCACUCACACCACCGGCAAUGACUCAAUCACCAUCAAAACCCACGGCCACCAUUUCUUCUUAUGUGGUGUUCCAGGCCAUUGCCAGUCCGGCCAGAAGCUGGAUAUCAACGUCCUACGCGCCGCCGAUGUUUCCUCAACUCCCACCCACUCCCCCGCUGCUCUGCCUCCGUCCACCGCAUCUACUGCACCUGCUCCUUCUCCUAGCCACGCCGCUGCUCCCUUGCUUGCCAAUCAGAUCGUCGCACUCUUUUCUGUGCUAGCUACUCUUAUCUUAUACACUACAAAUUAAUUAAGCUGAAAAAUUUUGUAUUGUAUUUGCUUUAAUUUUCAUUUGGAAUGAUGUUCAUGUAUUUUUGCCACUAUAGUUUUUGAAAUCCUUGGAGUAAAUAAAUGUCAAACUGCUCAUUUAUUCUC
This is a messenger RNA of Ipomoea nil (Japanese morning glory), 824 nucleotides long. Its product is annotated as mavicyanin-like. Bases 136 to 699 code for a protein of 187 amino acids. The transcript has 2 exons. Gene Ontology annotation, molecular function: electron transfer activity. The record is from RefSeq and is a predicted model, not a curated record. Gene Ontology annotation, cellular component: plasma membrane. NCBI's taxonomy places the organism in Eukaryota, Viridiplantae, Streptophyta, Magnoliopsida, Solanales, Convolvulaceae.